Adineta ricciae is the source of this 1017-nucleotide messenger RNA. NCBI's taxonomy places the organism in Eukaryota, Metazoa, Rotifera, Eurotatoria, Adinetida, Adinetidae. The record is from the annotation of a GenBank genome assembly.
AUGUUUCUUCGCUUAAGUCUUUGUAUUUAUUUAACUAUCAUUGUUGUCAAUGGUAGCCGUUUGCAAGACGGUCAAUUAUUACUUUCCUCGAGUCUCGUUCAUGAAAUUAAUAGCGCGAAAACAACAUGGAAGGCAGCACCAUCCAAAUUCAUGUCCUGGUCAGAAGAAUCGAUCCGACGUUUGAUGGGCGUUGAUCCAGAUUAUUAUAAACAACAUGAAGAGCUACCAGUACUUGAACACGACGUUCCCAAUGACAUUCCGGAAAAUUUCGAUGCACGUGAACAAUGGCCCAAUUGUCCAACAUUGAAAGAAGUGCGCGAUCAAGGAAGUUGCGGUAGCUGUUGGGCGUUCGGUGCUGUUGAAGCUAUGUCCGAUCGUAUUUGUAUUGCUUCGAAUGGUGCUCAAAAUGCACAUAUUUCUGCCGAAGAUCUCGUUUCAUGCUGCAAAACAUGUGGUUUUGGUUGCAAUGGCGGUUUUCCUCAAGCAGCUUGGUCAUUUUUCAAAGGAACAGGUCUAGUUACCGGUGGUAAUUACGAUUCCAACGAAGGCUGCCGACCAUAUACAAUCGAAGCAUGUGAUCAUCAUGUUAAUAAGACAUUACCACCUUGUCAAGGUGAAGGUAAAACACCUAAAUGUACAAAAGCCUGUAUUGAGAGUUAUACGGUGCCAUAUACUGAUGAUAAACAUCAUGGUGAUAGUGUUUACUCGAUUAAAUCAAAUGAACAACAAAUUCAAACUGAAAUCAUGAAGAAUGGACCCGUCGAAGGUGCAUUCACUGUCUACUCGGAUUUUCUUCUAUACAGUUCAGGUGUUUACAAACGUACAUCCGGCACCACACUUGGCGGUCAUGCUAUUAAAAUCCUUGGAUGGGGUGUUGAAAAUGGCACACCGUAUUGGCUUAUUGCUAACUCAUGGAAUCAAGAUUGGGGUGAUAAUGGUUUCUUCAAAAUUCUUCGUGGUAAAAACGAGUGUGGUAUUGAAAGCGGCAUCGUUGCGGGCGCGCCAAAACUUCAAUAA